AUCUCGACCAACUACUUUCCUCCCUUACUGAGCAUUUCCAACCCAAUGUUUAAAAAUCAUUGGCUCACCAAUCUCGAUCUCAGUUCAAUGCAUGUCUCUAUCACCGACGACGAAGUUCUAGACCUUGUUUCCGCUUGGCCGGAAAUGGAAUGUCUUUACCUUGACUCAGCCUGGGACUGGGGGAUUUCCUUCAUGGGAGUGACAUUUGGUGGGCUUGCGGGUAUCCUCGAGCGCUGUCCAAAUUUGCGCUCCCUAGGGGUCAACCUAGACACCUUUCCCCCCUACGACUCACCUGUCCACGUCGAUAACCAAAAUACUGGCAUUACCAGGGAGAAAUUCACUGACCUCAGUGUUGGGCAUGCGGCAUGCGAAGAUGUCGAGGCCAUUGGCAACCUGCUAGCUGGGAUAUUUCCCAACUUGACCCAGAUCUAUCGUGCGCAUCCCAUAGAUAUAGAUUAUGAUGAUCUUUCCGAUCAGAAUGAAUGGUUUGAAAGGGGGAAUGAAUGGAAAGAGGUUGAGAGUUUUAUCAUUCAGAAGAGAAUGAAACAACUGAAGCAGAACGACGGACAAAGAUGUACCAACGGAUUGUGUUGAUGCUGCCCAAGUGAACGAGUUUUGCUUGCUCUGUACAAGAUGGCUGCCACGUGAUUCUGUAUAUUAGGGGGACCCGCUCAACAUGCAUGGUGGAGACACCGAGCCGGCACGUUCAACUGUUAUAAUAGUGUUUUACUUGUGCUAGCUUGCUUUUAUAUUAAUGUGGAGGCCGUUUGCAUGGAAGAG
Molecule: messenger RNA, 780 nt
Organism: Suillus fuscotomentosus
Lineage: Eukaryota; Fungi; Basidiomycota; Agaricomycetes; Boletales; Suillaceae
Exons: 4
Coding region: 88-594 (168 amino acids)
Source: RefSeq, a predicted model, not a curated record